GUUUUCUCUUUCGAUUUCCGAACUCUUUGCAUAAGACUUGGAGAAAGGAAAGAUCAUGGAGGGUAAGGUCAGUUUGAUCGUUGACGGAGCUGUAGAUUACAAGGGAAAUCCUGCUGAUAGGUCGAAAACAGGUGGUUGGGUGCCUGCUGCCCUCAUCCUAGGAAUCGAAAUAUGCGAGAGGCUUUCAACAAUGGGCAUAGCAGUAAACCUGGUGACGUAUUUGGGUGGAACAAUGCAUCUCUCGAGCUCAACUUCAGCCAAUGUCGUCACUGAUUUCAUGGGAACUUCUUUCCUUUUGUGCCUUCUUGGUGGCUUUUUAGCCGACUCUUUUCUUGGCAGAUUUAGAACCAUUGUCAUUUUUUCCUCUAUUCAAACCCUGGGUACGGCUGUGUUGGCACUGUCGACCAAACUGCCACAGCUCAGGCCGCCGCAGUGCCACUCCCCUGAAAACUGCAAAGAAGCUAAUGGUUUCCAAAUGGGAAUCUUGUAUCUUGCUUUGUACCUGAUAGCCGUUGGGACAGGCGGCCUGAAGUCCAGCGUGUCGGGAUUUGGAACGGAUCAGUUUGACGAGAAAAACGAAGAAGAAAAGACACAAAUGGCGUAUUUCUUUAAUAGGUUCUUCUUCUUUAUAAGCUUGGGAACCUUGAUGGCGGUUACGGUGCUUGUGUACAUACAAGAUGAAGUUGGUAGAAGUUGGGCUUACGGAAUUUGUUCCGUCUCGAUGUUCACUGCUAUCAUAGUGAUCUUGUAUGGGACUAAAAGGUAUCGGUACAAAAAGAGUGUCGGAAGCCCUAUAGUUCAAAUUUUCCAAGUGAUCGUUGCUUCUAUAAAGAAAAGAAAGAUGGAUCUUCCUUAUGAUUCUGGAUUGUUAUACGAUAACACCCCAGAGGGUUCAAGAAUCCAUCACACAGAUCAGUUUUGUUGUUUGGACAAGGCUGCCAUAGUAGCAGAAAGUGAUUUUGAGAAAAAUGCUUCGAGUUCUUCUCGGAAUCCAUGGAAGCUAUGCACGGUGACCAGGGUGGAGGAAGUGAAGAUGAUGGUGAGGUUGCUGCCUGUAUGGGCGACGACAAUUCUCUUUUGGACUACUUAUGCACAGAUGAUCACCUUUUCCGUUGAGCAAGCGGCCACCAUGCGACGAUCCGUUGGUGGUUUCCAAAUCCCCGCCGGAUCCCUCACUGUCUUCUUUGUGGCCGCCAUCUUGCUCACCUGCGCCUUCUACGAUUGUCUGAUCAUUCCACUUUGGAAGAAAUGGAAAGGCACACCUGGGUUCACUGCUUUACAAAGAAUCGGAAUAGGCCUCGCCCUCUCGGCGCUAGGAAUGGCGGCAGCCUCAGUCGGGGAAGUUAAAAGAUUAUCGGUGGUUGGGAAGCACACCACUUCGACGACAGAGCCUCUUCCGAUCAGUGUCUUUAUUCUGAUCCCACAGUUCUUCUUAGUGGGGUCCGGCGAGGCCUUCAUAUACACCGGUCAGCUUGAUUUCUUCAUCACCCGAUCACCAAAAGGGAUGAAAACAAUGAGCACCGGUCUGUUCCUAACAACGCUGUCACUGGGGUUUUUCAUGAGCAGUUUCUUGGUGUCUGUAAUCAAGAAAGUCACCGGAAACAAUGGCGGAGAUGGGUGGCUCGCCGACAACAUAAACGAUGGAAGGCUUGAUUGCUUCUAUGGAUUGGUGGCCGUUAUGAGUGGUAUAAAUUUUGCGAUUUAUCUGGUAUGUGCAGCUUGGUGCAAAGAUGUUAAGGGCAAAUCAUCAACUCCCAUUGAAAUGGAGAAGUGUUGACCUUUGAAAGUCGUAUCUUAAGAUUGUGUGUGAUUUCAGUUUCUUGUUGGCAACGUACAAAAAAUAUAAAUAAAAUGUUUUUUUUAGACCC
Cynara cardunculus var. scolymus (artichoke) is the source of this 1868-nucleotide messenger RNA. RefSeq names its product protein NRT1/ PTR FAMILY 6.2. Gene Ontology annotation, cellular component: membrane. Gene Ontology annotation, molecular function: transmembrane transporter activity. The transcript has 5 exons. Gene Ontology annotation, biological process: transmembrane transport; oligopeptide transport. The coding region runs from base 56 to 1777 and encodes 573 amino acids. The record is from RefSeq and is a predicted model, not a curated record. NCBI's taxonomy places the organism in Eukaryota, Viridiplantae, Streptophyta, Magnoliopsida, Asterales, Asteraceae.